Molecule: messenger RNA, 1659 nt
Organism: Apiotrichum porosum
Lineage: Eukaryota; Fungi; Basidiomycota; Tremellomycetes; Trichosporonales; Trichosporonaceae
Exons: 9
Coding region: 1-1659 (552 amino acids)
Biological process (GO): amino acid transmembrane transport
Cellular component (GO): membrane
Molecular function (GO): amino acid transmembrane transporter activity
Source: RefSeq, a predicted model, not a curated record
AUGCCCGACAUCGAAGCUUCUCCUUAUGAUGGAGGCGACGACAAGAACGCAAACGUCGUCGUCGUUGACGAGAUCGACCGGGCGAAGGAUGUCCAGAUCGAUGUCCACACUCACCUCCGCGAUGGCGUCCAGCGCCGCAUGGAGCAGCGUCAUAUCCAGAUGAUUGCGCUCGCUGGUACGCUCGGCACAGGCCUGUUCCUCAGCAGCGGCAAGGUCAUUGCACACGGUGGCCCAGUCGGCGCAGUGCUGGCUUACAUCCUCACCGGCUCCAUCGCUUACUGCAUGUUGAUCUGUGUUGGCGAGAUGGCGGUGUACGCGCCAGUGUCCGGUGGAUACAUUCACUUUAUCGAGAGAUGGUGGAACCCCAGCGUCGGCUUUGCAGUGGGAAUCCAGGUCUGUUUCCAGUACUGUCUCUUCCUGCCGUCAGAGAUCAUCGCGGCCAACAUUCUCAUUUCGUACUGGGACAAGGCGUUCCCGGCGUCCCAUCAAGCUGGAUACAUGCUGGCUCUCAUGAUCGGUGCAGCCGCCAUCAACUACUUUGGUGUGCGCUGGUUCGGAGAGAGCGAGUUUGUUUUCGCUGUGAUCAAGAUUGCUCUCGUUAUUGGUCUUAUCAUUGCUGGUAUCGUGAUCGACCUCGGAGGCGCGCCCAACCAUGACCGCAUCGGAUUCCGAUACUGGAAGGACCCAGGACCGUUCGCUCCCUACCACGGUUCCGGUGACUUGGGCAAGUUCCUGGGCUGGUUUACCGAUUUGCUGCAGGCCGCCGGCUCCUACGCUGGCAUCGAGAGUAUUGUCGUGGCCGCUGCCGAAGUCAAAAACCCACGUGUGGCGCUCACCAAGGCCAUCCAACGUCUCUUCUGGCGUAUCCUCAUCUUCUACGUCCUGCUCAUCUUCGUCGUUGGACUGAUUGUGCGCUACGACGAUCCCUCGCUCCUCCAGUCGACGGGUACUGCUGCGUCCUCCCCCUUCGUUAUUGCCAUGGAGCGCGCGGGCAUCAAGGUCCUGCCCAGUAUCGUCAAUGCGGCCAUCUUGACAUCUGCAUUCUCGGCCGGAAGCUCGCUCAUGUAUAGCGCCAGUCGAAUGGUGUACGGUAUGGCACUUAGGGGCUUUGCUCCCCGUGUCCUUGCCAAGACCACCAAGCGCGGUUUGCCCAUUGUGGCACUCGCCUUUGUCACCAUGUUCUACGCGCUGGCGUUCAUGUCCCUCAACGACGGCGCGUCCACGGUGCUCAACUGGCUGUCCAACCUCAACGCACUCAUUGGUUACAUUGUGUGGGGGUCUAUCGCCAUCACCUUCCUCCGCUUCAAGAAGGGCCUGGAGGCGCAGGGUAUCGACCGCAAGACCUUCCACUACCACAACCGCUGGCAGCCAUUGCCCGCAUACUGGGUCAUUGGAUGGUCGAGUCUCAUCCUCUUGUUCAAUGGCUGGGAAGUGUUCACCCGCGGCAGCUGGAACGCAACCAACUUUGUCAUUGCCUACAUCACCAUCCCCGUCUUCCUGGUCCUGGUCGGCGGUUACUACAUUGUCAAGAAGCCCCGCCACCUCAAGCCCGAGGAGCUCGACAUGUUCAGCAACAUCCCUACCGAUGAAGAGGUGACCCACGAGGAGACGCCGCCAAAGACGUGGUUUGGAAAGGCAGUCAACUGGUUGUUCACUUGA